Messenger RNA from Elaeis guineensis (African oil palm), 2023 nucleotides. RefSeq lists its product as uncharacterized. Gene Ontology annotation, molecular function: RNA binding. The record is from RefSeq and is a predicted model, not a curated record. Lineage: Eukaryota; Viridiplantae; Streptophyta; Magnoliopsida; Arecales; Arecaceae.
AUCAAAGGCAAGGGAGUGGCUUUGGAGGUGAGGCGAGGCAGGUAGGAAGCGGGCCAGCGGGGGGAGGGAGUGUGAAUGGUGGAGGAGAAGGAGCUGGGGGGGACUACUCUCUUCGUGGGGGAGCUUCACUGGUGGACGACGGACGCUGAUCUCGAGGCAGAGGUCAGCAAGUACGGGCAGCUGAAGGAGGUGAAAUUCUACGAUGAGAAGGCGAGCGGGAAGUCGAAGGGGUUCUGCCAGGUCGAUUUCUAUGAUCCAGUGGCCGCUGCAGCGUGCAAGGAAGGGAUGAACGGGCACGUCUUCAAUGGCCGGCCCUGUGUCGUGGCAUUUGCAUCGCCGCACACUGUUCGUCGGAUGGGAGAAGCUCAACUCAAGAAUCAGCAGAUGGCAGCCCAAUCUUCAGCCUUGCCUCAGAAGGGGAGAGGAGGGGGAGGGGCCCCGAUGGGUGGAAAUUAUGGGAGGGGUGGUGGUGGUGGUGGUAAUUGGGGGAGGGGUGGAAUGGGGAAUCGAGGGCCAAUGGGGAAUGUGAGGAACAGGAUGGGGCCUGUGGGCGGUAGAGGAAUCAUGGGAAACGGGGGGAUGGUCGCUCCACCUCCUCCGAUGCUGCAUCCUGGCGCUAUGCUUGGUCAGGGUUUUGAUCCAACUGGUUUUGGAGCAGCUGCUAUGGGGAGGAUGGGUGGUGCAUAUGGAGGCUUUCCUGCAGGGCCGACGACAACUCCAUUCCCGGGAUUGAUGCCUUCAUUUCCUCCAGUUGUGGCUCCUCAUGUGAACCCGGCCUUCUUCGGGAGGGGAGGGAUGGCCGCUGGUGGUGUUGGGAUGUGGCCGGAUCCCAGUAUGGGUGGAUGGGGAGCCGAAGAGCAGUCAAGUUAUGGGGAUGAUGCUGCUUCAGACCAGCGGUAUGGAGAAGGAAGCCAUGGGAAGGAUCGGGGUCCUGACCGGGAUUGGUCUGGGGUUUCAGAUAGAAGGCAUGACAGGGAGAAGGACAUCGGUCCUGGGCAGGAAUGGUCUGAGAGGAGGCAUCAUGAUGGAAGAGAAAUGAGUAGGGAGAGGGAAAGGGGUAGGGACAGAGACAGAGAAGGGGUAACAGAGAGGGAAAGGGAUAGGUAUCGGGAUGACAGAGACCGUCAUGGAGAUCACUACAGGCACAGGGACCGUGCAUCGGAGCUGGACGAUGAUUGGGAUAGAGGACGAUCAUCGAGGCAAAGAAGCAAGUCGCGGGAGGUUGAGCAUUCAAGGAGGCGGCGUUUAUCACCUGAGUGAGAUGCGGUGUUAGCAAAUUCCUUAGCUAGGAAGGAGACCAAUGAUUUGUGGGCAAGUAUGUCAGUCACUUCUAUUUUUGUUUUAGACUUUAGUAAUUUCAUGCCCAUGGGACACGUGAAGAGGUUGCUUGCAGGGACCUGUUGUAGCUAUCAUUUUAGAUAUCUGGAAGAGCAGUUGGAAGUGGUUUGGCUACAGUGGCAGGUCCCUCUUUGUUGAGUUGAUGCGGGUCUUCUUCCGAGCCUAAAAAUUGAAUGAGUGAUGCUAAUGAUGCAUGUAUUUGCUCCAAAACCAAUUUAGUAAUUGUCUCUUUGGUUUGAAACCUUUGGAAUGUAUUGAAGUGUUGUUGGAGAUUUCACUGCAUGGAAUGUAAGAUUUAAGUUAAAUGACGGAAAAAUGGUCUUGCUUAUUUACACCUGUAAGUGCAAUAUCUGACGACGCACUUGCAGAAAGUGGUGGUGCGAUAGAUCUUUGGUCAGUGCUGGUGGAACAAGAAGCUGUUCUCGAGGUUUCCUUUUUUAAUGAAUGAUGAUGAUGAAGGAAUUUGCUGAACGCAUGGUCACAGAUGCAUGGGUCUCCUUUGCUUGAUGGAUGAUAAAUGUGAGUCUCAAGCUUUUUGGAGCUAGCAGGGUACACAAGGUGAUUUUUUGACUAUCCUUAUCAUUUCUCCCCUCUUUCCUUGUAUGGAUGAAGAGAAAGACCGCCAUUUAUGUAAGAUUCUGAGUUUACUGAAUACAAUUUUCCUUCUGUGCGUUUUUCUGCUUUA